This is a messenger RNA of Manduca sexta (tobacco hornworm), 3358 nucleotides long. It is a transcript of the gene CARPA, whose product is annotated as carbonic anhydrase-related protein 10. Gene Ontology annotation, molecular function: carbonate dehydratase activity; zinc ion binding. The record is from RefSeq and is a predicted model, not a curated record. The transcript is spliced from 12 exons. Bases 300 to 1316 code for a protein of 338 amino acids. NCBI's taxonomy places the organism in Eukaryota, Metazoa, Arthropoda, Insecta, Lepidoptera, Sphingidae.
AAUACAUACUAAUCAAAAUGCUGGCCGCGCGGUAAUGACAACUUGAUUUACGUGGUAGAUAGACGUGGACAGUACGGAGUGAUUAUUCUCAAGUAAAUCAGAGAAUCGUUCACAUAUUGUGAUUGUGUUUUUAAGGUGGAUAGUGUUUUUAACAUUUAAAAAAUAUAUUUAAAGCAAAAUUACAGUUGAACGUGAAAUCCGGACUUUCCACUUACGUGUCGCAUGAGAUCUUAAAUUGAGUAUCAGGAAUUACAACAGUGGCCAAAGGGUAGGCCGAUGCGUCUACACCGGGGUCUAAAAUGCACCAAUGCUCGCUGUUUAUACUAACACUGCUGUGCGCCUCGGUAAAAGAUAUCUCAGGUAGCUGGGAAGAAUGGUGGACGUACGAUGGCAUAUCAGGUCCAGGAUUCUGGGGCUUGAUAAACCCACAAUGGAGCAUGUGCAACAAAGGUCGGCGACAGAGCCCCGUCAACAUCGAACCAGAGAAACUACUCUUCGACCCUUGGCUCAGAGAUAUACAAUUUGACAAACAUAAGGUAAGUGGAGUUCUGCAGAAUACUGGGCAGUCACUGGUCUUCCGAGUGGAAAAAGACUCCAAGCACCAGGUGAACAUCAGUGGGGGACCUCUUUCCUACCGUUACCAGUUUGAAGAGAUCUACUUCCACUACGGCCUGGAGGAUAACAGGGGAUCAGAACAUCAGAUCGAUCAUCAUACGUUUCCUGGCGAGAUCCAACUGUACGGCUUUAAUAAGGAGCUCUAUCAUAAUAUGUCAGAAGCACAACACAAAUCUCAGGGUGUGGUUGGGAUUUCGCUUAUGGUUCAGAUUGGCGAGCCCACAAACAAGGAAUUAAGGUUAAUCACAAGCGCUUUCAACAAAGUUAUAUAUAGAGGUAGUUCGUACCCAAUUAAACAUCUUCCGCUAAGUUCCUUGUUGCCUAACACGCAACAAUACCUCACGUACGAGGGCUCCACCACGCAUCCUGGAUGCUGGGAGACCGCAGUUUGGAUCAUCUUCAACAAACCCAUCUACAUUUCGAAACAAGAGAUGUAUGCUCUACGCCGGUUGAUGCAAGGCUCCCAGCUCACACCCAAGGCCCCACUGGGGAACAACGCACGACCCGUACAGCCUCUACACCACCGAACAGUCAGAACUAAUAUCAAUUUCAAUAAACAAGGAACUCAGAUUACGAGCAAUUGUCCAGAUAUGUAUAGAAACAUGCAUUAUACAGCACGUUACCACCGCAAGACACGAUCGAAAAAAAGUGUUGCAUGCAAACGAAAUGAUGAAAAGAAAUGUCACAGGAAAUUGGUAUAGUUAGUCAAUUAGCAGUUGCAAGUCAAUCUACCCAGUGGCCAAGGGAUCACAAUAUGAGAUACAGAAGCACCGAUGACUUAGCGAUGCCGUUGGACUAAACUCUCGCGUCAAUUGAUUAUGAUUAUAUGAAUAGUAAAUUAGAUUAUAACCAUUAUGAUUAUACUAUGACUAAACACGUCGAUUACCGCCAUAUAGCAACAAAAUUAUGUAUAUAGAAUGUAAUCGCGACAUAGCUGGUACAAGGCUUUCGUGUAUAUAAUGAAUGUAUUAUAGAAAACAAUAUAGAUAAACAUAUAAAGUAUAGCAUAUAAAUAUAUAACAAAUAUUAUUAAGUGGAAGCACAAUAACUACAUAAUUCACAUUGAUUAACAUUUAGAGAAAAAUAUCCAUAAUAUUCAUUACUUACUUCAAUGUUAUUUUUAAUUAUGCUAAAACUCCUAUAUUUUAACCUCAGAACAAUGACAAGCAAUUUUAAAAUUGUUAUGCUGCAGUCAGAUUCGUUGAAAAAAGUAUAAACAUUUUCUUAAAAUAAUUUCUCCAAAAGUACCUAGCACUAAAUUAAAUCGUAAAACUUCGACUAUAACUGCACGUAUGUCGAUCAAAUAAAUUUUAAAGAUAUUCUCCUUACAGCAAAUAGAAGUUUCGUUUAAAUUUAAUAUUUAUCUUAAUGCAAUUUUAUCAAUUAUUACUAUAGUAUGAAUAAGUACUAUAAUUGCAAGUUAUACAAUUUUGCCUGUAAUACGAAAUAGUAUUUUUUUUACCCUUGACUAUUAUUUUUGAAAAAUGUGUAAUGCAUUAUGAGGCCGCUUGCGCAUUUAUAUCGUAAUGAAUUAAAUAAAAAUCUAAAUGAAUACUCGGACAACUUAAUACAUGUAGUUAUUAAGAGUGUUAAAUAUUUAUUCUUGUAUAUACACAUUAGAUUAAUUAAAGGCAAUGUAAUAUUCAUAGGAUUAAUUAAUUACCCACCUACGAAAGAUAAUACAAAGAAGCGAAAUUGUACCUUAAACAAUAGUAUAGAUACGGCAGACUUUACCAUCCUAGUUAACUUUGCCUAGAACAUAUAAUUACAUUGUUAGAGUUUUAAUUUACUGUAGUCAAGAAAUUAUAGUAACUACAUUAAAAUAGAAUCUGAAACCGAUUUCGUUUACACAAUGAAAGACAAAUAAUGAGAUAAACAAUUAGAUUUUCAAAUUAGCAAAAUAAUGAUUAUGUCGUCAAUUGUAUAGACAAUAUUCCAUUUCAUCAUGGCAACUUUGCUUACAACCCGCAUAGUGACGUGCAUUCGUGUAAUCUUUAAAAUUAUUUGACAGCUGAUGCUGUCAUUUUGCAUCAAAUACGUAAGUUGAGCAUCAUACGGCUGUACAUAGGUAUUAUAUAAAUAUAAUCAAAUAUUCGGAUAAUUAAAGAGUAUCAUAAAUUCGUCCACACUUUAAAGUGUAUUUACUGCGGAAAGUAUACAAUAUAAGCUUAUAAAUAAAAUAGAUGUUAAUACGGUUAUAAUAAAGUGGUUCAUAAAAUAUAAUAUAUUCAUUAGUAUAGCUUGAAAUGUAUUUUAGAUAUCUGUUAUUUUGUUACUGCAUAAUAUAAUUAGGAAUAUUAUGUAGAAACAAAAAUUACAGCAGUACGUUAUAGGGUUUCAGAUAAGCUUUAAAAUAUUUAAAUUCUCUUAAUUUGUCUAACUAUUAUUACAAUUAUUGUAAAUUUAUAUAUAAAGUAAGGGCUUAUAAAUACAUUUAAAUAUUAAUCCGAAUGUACGUAUUUGUAGAUAUUCUAGUUGUCAUCUGUCAUCGGCCGUUGAAUGUAACUGUCAAAAGUGACAGCUGUCACUUUGAUAUUUAUUCUUAACAAAAAACAUUCUGACAAAAACAUAAUAUACCUAGCACCUAUAUACAUAUUACAUACUAUUAAAUACAGUUUAUAUCAAAACUCCGGUUAAAUUUAGCGUUUCCGUAAAAUAGUUACUGUAAUGUACUUGCGGAAUUAAAUGUGGUAGUUUAGACGCCUUUGUGUGAAACAAUUGAAUAAAAUAAAUAUUUAUCGAA